GAAUCAGCAUAUCAAGAUGGCCUCACCACCACCACCAACUCCAAAGGCCUACACCCCACCAAGCCCCUACACAUACACCGACGAACAAUGGAAAGUCCACACCGUCCAUCCACCGCGCUACUUUUCCCGCAGUAAACAAGAUGGCACAUUGCGCCCAACUCGCCCCGCGCCCUGCGUUAUGAUGGGCAAUCCGACUAUCGGGCCGAGAACGGCAGCCGAGAAAGCAGAAGAAGCGGACAAAGCACUGUGGGCGAGCUGCGACAGCGUGGAGGAGUACGAGGCGAAGAGGCGGGAGAUUGACGCCGCACGAGCACGCGCAGUGGCCGACCAGCCGACCUUCCAUCCGUUCCCGCGCCUGCCGUGCGAGUUGCGAUAUAAUAUCUGGACGCUGGCGAUGGCCGAGCCGACCCGGAUCACGAUCACCUGUACAGGGUAUACGCCUGCUCGACGGCCGCAGGGAGGGAGGUGUGGGACGAUAUCCCCCGGCCGUCCGAGGAUCUAUGCUGCCACGGCGUUCAUGCCGCCGUUAAUGCUGGUCAAUCGCGAGACGCACGCCCUGGCAUCAAGGCACUACCGGCGUGCCUUUCGGGGCGUGGACGGCGGCGGCGGCGUCCUCGCCAGCUAUCCGAGUAUUCUUACGAUCGAACGGCCCGUGGUGCCCCUACUGCGCAUGGAGGAUGAUGAUGUCAGGAUGCUCGCGGAGGUUGUGGUGAUCGCUUCCCCGGGGUUUGGUGGGACAGUGGGAUUCUCCACAGUAUUCUCUGAACAACUCAAGAAAAUGCUGGGGACGGGAUCUAUACGUCGGAUGGAACUUCGGCUGACCAGUUCUAUUCCCUCCAAGCAAGGAUCAAAGGUCGACGAGUACUUUGCAUCGGUGUUCUCUGAGAUCGAGGCGGUGAAUGAAUGGUGGGUUGCCCCAGAACUGUGUGUGAGGCCCGUGAAAGAUAAAGAGGAUCCCAGAGAUGAUUCGGCAUUGUCUUCGGAUGAAACCGAGAGUGAUACUACUUGACAGAAGCAUGCUAGGCUUGCUCGAGUAUAAGUAAGAGAAGGAUGGAUGAAGUACUGAAAUAGCAGUUAGGUGGAAUCGAGAUCGUUGUAAUCAGCUGACUUGCGUGUCUAUGUUAUGGGACGCGCAGAGGAAUGAGCGGACGCGACACUAUAUCAGCUAUAACCAAGUACGCAGCGUC
This is a messenger RNA of Aspergillus homomorphus CBS 101889, 1187 nucleotides long. Its product is annotated as 2EXR domain-containing protein. Lineage: Eukaryota; Fungi; Ascomycota; Eurotiomycetes; Eurotiales; Aspergillaceae. The transcript has a single exon. The coding region runs from base 17 to 1009 and encodes 330 amino acids. The record is from RefSeq and is a predicted model, not a curated record.